AUGGUUUUGUUAGUUCUCGCCAUCGCUGUCCCAUUACUGCUGAUCCGCACCUCUAAAACCACCGCUCAUUACUAUGAGAUGAUGGGCACCUGCCGGAUGGUUUGCGACCCGUACAGUCCCAAACCGGGAGGCGCCACGGCCAUGGAAGUGAUCCAGAACCUGAACGGGGCAGCUCCGCUGCCGCCGAUGGCGCAAGGGAGCCGCGGGGAGCCAGGGCGACCGGGUAAACCUGGACCCAGGGGCCCGCCGGGCGAACCGGGACCCCCUGGUCCCAGGGGCCCACCGGGAGAGCGCGGCGACGUAAAACUAUCCUUCCCUGCGCUGACCGGAGGUGCGGGGGGUGACAACGGCGAGACAGAGGUAGCCAACGCCACUGCAAGCGGUUUCAGGAUCGCUUUCUACGUCGGUCUGAAAAAUCCGCACGAAGGAUAUGAGGUGUUAAAGUUUGACGACGUGAUUACAAACUUAGGGAACCACUACGAUCCGAGCACCGGGAAGUUCACCUGCCAUGUGUCCGGGAUCUAUUUCUUCACUUAUCAUGUGCUGAUGCGAGGAGGAGACGGGACGAGCAUGUGGGCCGACCUGUGCAAGAACGGGCAGGUUCGAGCCAGUGCCAUAGCUCAGGAUGCAGACCAGAACUAUGACUACGCCAGCAACAGUGCUGUACUGCAUUUGGACUCUGGAGAUGAGGUCUACGUCAAGCUCGACGGCGGCAAAGCUCAUGGAGGAAAUAACAACAAAUACAGCACCUUCUCUGGCUUUAUCUUAUACCCCGACUAAUCACGCUGCAGCACAUCCUUGGACAGUCACUGAAUAUAGUUUACAGUAAAGAAUAUGAUCAACUUGGUUUCUGUUCUUUUGAAUAGGUGCAACAUUAGUGGCUUUAUCUGCAACCUGUUGUUCUGUUACUUCAGUCAAAGAUCCUUUUUGUAUAUUUAUUUGAACUUAAGUUCACCUGGAGGUUGCUGUCAUUAGUGCGUGUGUGAUACCUUAGUGUGAAGAAACAAAUGCUCCAGAUAAUUUAGAGCAUCCCUGGGAGAAAAUAUUACCUGAGCUCCUUUCUGAAAUGCUAUGGAGGCAACAGGUCUGAAGACGUAAAGCUAACAACUGGAUGCUUACAGGCUGAGAGGGUCUUCUGAAGCCACAUGUGUGUUAAAAGUAUGCAGUAUUUCGAAGACAAUAUGAAGAAAUCAAGAUGCAAACUGAAUGUCAGAUAAGCAGUUUUCAGAGUAUAAAUUAGCCAGUAAUGUUUGCCCUUGUGGCUGUCAAUAGCAGCAGUGAAAACAUUCAUGGCAAAAUCAAUCCAUUCAGUGAGUUCUGACCUUUCAGGGAGCUGGAGGGGGAAAAGAAGGAAGCUGUUGUCGUUUUAUUGUACUGUCCAGCUUUAUUUAACUUCCUCUAAUAGAUUAUGAGCAAAACUCAAAAAUCAUAGUUUGUGGAAAGUUAAAGGGGAUAUCUCAUGUUAAUUUCCAGUUCCAUAUUUUAGUCUUGCAUUCAAGUAGAGUAGAUUUGCAUGAGUCACAGUUAAAAGCAAUUCUUAUUUAUUAAAUAUUGGGCCUUAAUGCAGCCUCUCAGUUCAUCCUCUGUUUGAAAAAACUCACUUUACCUACUUUCCAACUCCCCUUAAGACACCUUUCUUCUGGUUUGUGUGCCUGUGAUGGUCAUAUUAGGAACAUCCUUUCUGUAGGAUAUCAUACCAAUCCAAGAAUAGAGCAAACUGGCAGAAAUAAAGCAUUUAGAGCAAUCUGAAGUCCAAAGUCUAAAUUUUGGCUAACUUGAACAAGUUUUGCACACUUACAACAAAAAAGUUAUUUUAUUGACUGAGCUUUCCCACUAGCUAGCUAGCUAUCAGUUAGCACGCUCAGAAGUUUCUAAAUAUACUUUCCCCAAAUUCAUUAAAAUUCUUUGUUGAAUAAAAUUAUGCAUAACCACAAGGGAAUAUUACGUCCAUAAAAGGCAAAGAGCCCAGAUAAAAUAUAAUAUAUAUGCUAACACAUCCCUGGCUAGCUAGCAUAACUGUAGCUAGCCCACCAGAUAAAACAGUUUACCCAUACUUCUGUUCAUGUAGGUCUAAGGGCUUGUGAGUAGUUUCGACAAGUU
Molecule: messenger RNA, 2100 nt
Organism: Neolamprologus brichardi
Lineage: Eukaryota; Metazoa; Chordata; Actinopteri; Cichliformes; Cichlidae
Product: complement C1q-like protein 2
Molecular function (GO): protein binding
Source: RefSeq, a predicted model, not a curated record